Molecule: messenger RNA, 1431 nt
Organism: Coniosporium apollinis CBS 100218
Lineage: Eukaryota; Fungi; Ascomycota; Dothideomycetes
Exons: 4
Coding region: 1-1431 (476 amino acids)
Biological process (GO): regulation of DNA-templated transcription
Molecular function (GO): DNA-binding transcription factor activity, RNA polymerase II-specific; zinc ion binding
Source: RefSeq, a predicted model, not a curated record
AUGGAUGGGACUGCUCAAGCUAAAGUUCGGCGGCGCAACCGCAACGCGUGCGACCCGUGCCGUGCCCGGAAGGUCAAGUGCGAGUACGAUGGCCCGGUAUGCCGAUCAUGCGUAGCAUUGCAGAUUGACUGCACUAAAAAAAGGCCCCGAAAGAAGAGGGGACCACUGAACCGGUAUGUUGAGACAGAGCGACAAGCCGAGACGGCCAGUAUGGCACCAUCACCUGCGUCGCCUUCAACAUGUGGCCUGGACCAGCUUGGGCCCGCAGAGGUUAUUGAUAUUCUUAUUGACGACUGGUUUGAACGGAUCCAUUCGGUGGCCCCAAUAUUACACCGAGCGAGCUUCCUCCGUCGCCUUGCUGCUGGCGAUGCCACCCGCGAUCGGGAGUUUUUCAGCCUCGUCGUUUCAAUCUGCGCUGCCACAGUCGCCAGCUUGAAGCGGAAGAGCUCCACUUACUGUGGCACUGUCACAGUUGAGAGAUGUCUCGAGCUUGCCGAGCGCAACGACGCCAACCGGCCGAAGAAUGGCUUGACUCUAGAGUUUUGCCAAACAAAGUACAACUUCUCUAUCGCCUUAGGGUCAGAGCGAGGUCUGGACGACCCCUACUCAAGUCUAUUGAUGGCAGAAGCUCUUGCUGGCGUCAAAUCCUUGAUAUACCACCAGCUAGAUCAAAUGGACUUUGUGAAGCAACAGCUGCUGAAGCGGCUAUACUGGCUCAUUUUCGCAGCUGAAUGUACGGCGGGAAUACACGGAAGACCUUACCUCGGCAUGCUCUCCCCUCACGACUAUGUGGAAGCUUUGAAGCCAUUAGAGAUCACCGAUGAGGAACUUGAUCCCUUAAACGAAGCUCAACUGGACAGUUGGCAUGGCGAUCGGACCACUUAUAUCCCCGGACUAAACCAUCUGACGAAUGUAUUCAUGCUUUGGUACAAAUGUCAUCAGGAAGCAUGGCACAGCCCUGAGCGGCUUCAGGAGUACAUGAGUCUGGUUAAUUCAGCGCUGGACUAUCUUCCACCGGAAUUGAGGUGGCGAGGCGGCCUCUCUAGACCUCCCCAGUCCAACUUCGGAACGGAUGUUCAAACCGUCAACUUGUACAUCACUCAGAUCCACGUCAGAUCAUCUUUGCUCCAUCAGAUGGAUCAUCUGGCUCGCGAAAGAGGCGCAUCCGCCACCUCAGCUGAAAUCACCACGGAGCAAAACCGUGUCGUUGACGAUAUGCUCGCAAUUGUGUAUCAAAUGCCCGAGGACACUCUGGAGGCAAACGGUCACAGUCUAAUACCGAAGUUACGUGAUAUUGGUCUAACGCUACUGCAUGAGGAUGCAGAUCCCGCCAACGCCUUGGUCAAUCUCGACAGGCUUCUGAAGAAGCUUGACAGAUUAGACUACCGGCCGGAAGGGCAAUUCGGCCAGACCAGUCCUGCCAGUGUCUAG